UGAAUGGUAAUUUUACCGAGUGGAGCAACUGGACAUCUUGUUCUCUGUCAUGUGGUAAUGGCACACGAUAUCGAAGUCGUUCUUGCACCAACCCAGCACCUGCUCAUGGUGGAAAGAACUGUACUGGACCUUACAAGGAGACAAAGAACUGCAACACUCAGUCAUGCCCUGUUACCUUGAAGAAUUCCGUUAUUCUCCGUUUUCACGGCAGCAACCAAUAUUGGCAGGACUUGUCUGGKUUCUUGAGUCCAGUGCUUCAAGAUGCAAGUAAAAGUCGUUGGGUGAGAUGUUGGAGAGCUGCUUUUGAUGGAUGGAAUGUGACUAAGACAUUCCACCCCAAGUGUGACAAGCAAGGACCAACAGUUACCAUUGUUCGUGUUGGUAGUUACAUCUUUGGUGGCUAUUCUGAUGUAUCAUGGGAUAGUUCCAAUACCUACGCGUCUUCCACUAAAGCUUUCCUGUUCUCACUGCACAACACACGUGGUUACAGUCCCGUCAAGUUACCUGUUGUAAAGGAUCACCAGCGUGCUAUAUAUAGAUGCGGUCAUUAUGGUCCUAUUUUCGGUGCUGGUCCUUCAUUCGGUGUGAGUCAUGACAUGUACAUAUCUAACCAGGCAUCAAGUAAUACUAAUAGUUACCUCUAUGUGUUCACAUACAAAGCUCCACCUGGCUGUAGCUAUUAUAACUACUGCUCAUUCUACACAGGCAACCAUCUCUUUACACCCAAUGACGUUGAGGUUUUCUAUGAAACCACUAACUAGCAAUGAAGCUGUCUGAAACCCAUUCAACAAGUAAUUGUAAUACUCUUUAGAAAGUUUGUAGGAUUUAUAUUAAAAAAAAACCCUGUUAUGUUGAAAAUUAAGUUGGAUUGCAAAAAAAAAUCAGUGAAAGCACGUAAAUAUGCCGGUUUCUUUCUUUCUUUUGUUCUUUUUUUCUUUCCUCUUGUUUUCUUUUUUAAUCAAUAAUGCUUGCUUCUGAUUUGCUGAUUGAAUCUUCUAAAUUUCUCGGAAUCAAAUGCGGAAGAAUGAAUGGAAAACAAUUACCAGCUUUUUUCAAAUGGAUGAAAGAAAGUCAAUCAGAGUCAAUCAGAACAAAAAACUGAAGAACGACUUUCCGRUAUAAAUCCAUAAAGCUACAAACUUUCUAAGGAAUAAACAUUGUACUAACAUGUACUCAGUAAAGUAGGUCCAAUUGUUAAUGAAUUUUCUCAGAAUCCAUUUGGUUUAUUAAUCCAUAAUKCYACAGCCUUUCUGAGCAAAUAAAAAUAAUUCUAAAGUAGUUCGAGGCUCAAUAUAUCUGAGUUAUUUCAUGUAACCAAGUAAAAGCACAGCUAUAASAUAAUGUAAUGUAGGGUGAUGGUUUAGUCUCAAUAAAAAUAAAAUAUUUGGCA
This is a messenger RNA of Exaiptasia diaphana, 1390 nucleotides long. RefSeq lists its product as uncharacterized. The record is from RefSeq and is a predicted model, not a curated record. NCBI's taxonomy places the organism in Eukaryota, Metazoa, Cnidaria, Anthozoa, Actiniaria, Aiptasiidae.